AUGUCGAACGUAUCGAUGGCAUCGGCCUUGCGGCCGUUGAUGCGCCAAGCCGGAACCUCCAAGCUCAUUAGCACUUUACCCAGGCAAUUCAGCUCGACGGCUCGCAAUGCUGUCCGAGCGAUAUUUUCAGAAACCGACAAUGUGGAAUUAAACACGAUACUCAAUUCCAUCCAGGAGACUAUUAUACUACCCGCCCACCUUCCCACGAAGCAGCGCAAACUUGUCUUUAAUCCACGGAAUCGAUCGCACCUGGAGCAGAACCCCAUCAUCAUCGAAGUAGAGGGCUUAGAACACAAAUUCUCACCGAUUGAUCGAUCCAAAGACAUAGAGAACUCCAAGACAGCUUUGUUCAGGGCCUUGACAAAAAUGCAAAGUGCCGAGGACUGGGCGAACCUGCCCACCCUCCUGGCGGGAUACCAGAAGGCAGGCAUCAAGUUGAAAGACGACCAUAUGGGAAGGAUUGCGCGACUUGCAGGGACCAAUGGACAGAUCUACACCAUUAUUGAGUGUGCAAAACAAUCCAGCAAGACUGGCCUUUUGUUUCGAACCCCCGAAAUCGCAGUCCGUACCCUCGCAUCUGUCAACGACAAGAUCACGGAGAGUUCCUGGGACGCCAACGAGACGAAGCAGGCGCUGAAGUGGACAGAGACGGUGCUGGAUCUAUUGCAGCGACCAGAACAUGCCCCAAUAGCCCAGAACACUCGGGAUCGGCUACAUUUUUCCCGAAUUGUUCGAGGAUUGGCGCUAUUUGCAAGAGCCUCUGCUGCCAAGGUCGGGCAGGCGUCCGAGAGAGAGAUGAACUUGCUCAGGGAUGAGGUAGCACUCUUGGUUUCCCUCUGGGAAGAUGCUGUGAACAAGGAUCUUUGGGAGGUCCCGGAGUUUGCCAAUCUUAACCCCACAGUAGAGAGAUAUGCAGGCGAACAUGGCGACAGCCCUCGGCAUCGCCAGGCACUCCCCGGAAGCGCCUACGUGCAGACUUUUGCCCAGUACAUCAAGGGUAUUGAACUGGCUGAGGAAGUGCUAGGAGGCGAAGCCAAGGCCCUGUCUCCUAUUCUCAACACCCUCAAGUCGCAUUUGCAAGAUUUUGCAGCGAGGAGCGCAAACAAAGCAGACAGGUGGGAGGAGGAGUACGAGAAAGUCAUGGGCAGCAAACCCAACUGGUCGACUGCUGCACCCUGGACCCCCAAAUCAUGA
Messenger RNA from Pochonia chlamydosporia 170, 1194 nucleotides. RefSeq lists its product as hypothetical. The coding region runs from base 1 to 1194 and encodes 397 amino acids. NCBI's taxonomy places the organism in Eukaryota, Fungi, Ascomycota, Sordariomycetes, Hypocreales, Clavicipitaceae. The transcript is spliced from 2 exons. The record is from RefSeq and is a predicted model, not a curated record.